UUUUCAUGAGUGAACAGAAGGAAGUAUUCACAGGUACCCGAGUCUCAAAUGACAAUAUAUAAACGAAGGAGAAAACGACAAGAAUAGAAUAAAAGCCAAGAUGAAGGAAAGAACAGCCGUCAUUGCAGCCUUUGUGCUGCUUUUUGGCGCUGCAUCUGCAGUGAUCUGCCCAUUACCAUUUCUUCCUAUUGGUGACCACUGCUACUACUUCUCCAGUGUGAAUGCCUCUUGGAAAGAAGCAAGAGGAGCUUGCCAAGGGAUGAGUGCAGAGUUAAGCGUGGAUCUCGCUGUCUUCGAUCUGACCUGUGAGGACUACGAUGCAGUCUUUGAUUACCUUACGACUACAAAUAUAAAAUGGUGGUGGCUCGGAGGCACGGACGAAUACCACGAGGACUACUGGACUUGGGUAGAUGGAAGGCCCAUAAACAUGCAGAAGGGCUAUUGGCAAGACGAGGAACCAGACAAGAACGUCAAUCAACACUUUCUGCAUGCAGUAUACUUACAAGAAUUUUACCCUCGAUGGAGGCUCGGAAAUUUGCAUGAAGGAUACCUUGCUCACUAUGUUUGUCAAUAUCGACUCGAUGUCUAGGCAAACCAGUCAUCUUCAUUAAUGGUUUUGGAUAUCUGUUCAAUAAAGAAACCAAGCAGAA
Molecule: messenger RNA, 650 nt
Organism: Macrobrachium nipponense
Lineage: Eukaryota; Metazoa; Arthropoda; Malacostraca; Decapoda; Palaemonidae
Product: hepatic lectin-like
Exons: 3
Coding region: 101-589 (162 amino acids)
Biological process (GO): biological process involved in interspecies interaction between organisms
Cellular component (GO): external side of plasma membrane
Molecular function (GO): carbohydrate binding
Source: RefSeq, a predicted model, not a curated record